This is a messenger RNA of Trachymyrmex cornetzi, 627 nucleotides long. RefSeq lists its product as uncharacterized. Lineage: Eukaryota; Metazoa; Arthropoda; Insecta; Hymenoptera; Formicidae. The coding region runs from base 1 to 627 and encodes 208 amino acids. The record is from RefSeq and is a predicted model, not a curated record. The transcript has 2 exons. Gene Ontology annotation, molecular function: sequence-specific DNA binding.
AUGGUGCGAGCCUGUUGUAUCCCGGGAUGUUUGUCGGGACAAAACGUUCCAUCUCAUAUGUUUCCAAAAGAUAUUGAACGCCACAAGCAAUGGUUUAAGGAAUUGAACAUGAAAGUAAUAGAGGACGAAAAAGAACUUAAAAAAUUAAGAAUUUGCUAUCAGCAUUUUCGUAAUGAAGAUUACACUAAUUCUCCAACAAGAAGAACUUUAGAACGAAAUGCUAUUCCAUCUAUAAAUGUACUGCAACAUGCAGAUGGUAUGAAUGUCGAACAUAUACUACAACACACGGAUGGUAUGAAUGUCGAACAUAUACCACAAUACACGGAUGGUAUGAAUGUCGAACAUAUACCACAACACACAGAUAGUAUGAAUGUCGAACAUAUACCACGACACACAGAUGCAGAAGAUGAUAUAGACUGUGCUCCAGCAGAGAGAAAAAAAGUGAGAAAAAAAGUGCACAAAAUUUUGGCCGACAAAGAUGACAAAGUUUCGGAAAUAGCUGGCAUCCAAAGAGUAAUAGCGAUUAAAAUUGGCGCUAAAGUGAUGAUUCGACGAAACAUUGAUGUAACUUUGGGAUUUGUCAAUGGAACGAUAGGCAAUAUAGUUGCAGUUAAUCACUCUGAUUGA